This is a messenger RNA of Staurois parvus, 1959 nucleotides long. Lineage: Eukaryota; Metazoa; Chordata; Amphibia; Anura; Ranidae. The record is from the annotation of a GenBank genome assembly.
AUGUUCUGGAAGUUUGACCUGAACACAACGUCACAUGUGGACAAGCUCCUGGAAAAGGAGGAUGUGACUUUGCUGGAGUUGAUGGAUGAGGAUGACUUGCUCCAGGAGUGCAAGGCUCAGAACCAGCGGCUGCUGGACUUCCUUUGUCAGGCUCAGUGCAUGGAGCAGCUUGUACAGCUCAUCACACAAAAACCUCCUGAAGAUAUGGAGGAGAAAGUCCGCUUCAAAUAUCCUAACAUAGCCUGUGAGCUACUUACGUGUGAUGUGCCACAAAUUAAUGAUAAAUUAGGUGAAGAUGAGCACCUACUCAACAUCCUCUAUGACUUUCUACGACAAGAACCCCCUCUUAACCCGCUGCUGGCCAGCUUCUUUAGCAAGACCAUUGGAAACUUGAUAGCCAGGAAAACAGAGCAAGUCAUUGGGUUCCUUAGGAAAAAGGAACAAUUCCUCACGCUGGUGCUGGAUCACAUUGGUACUUCAGCUAUGAUGGACUUGUUACUUCGCCUCAUCAGUUGUGUGGAGCCGGCUCCCCUAAGACAAGAAGUGCUAAACUGGUUGAAUGAAGAGAGGCUCAUUCAGCGACUAAUAGAUCUUAUUCACUGCAGUCAGGAUGAAGAUAGGCAGUCUAAUGCAUCUCAGACUUUAUGUGAUCUCAUCCGACUGAGCAGAGAUCAAUGCAAUCAAAUGCAGGAGAUAUUAGAAACUGAUCCUUUGUUAGUAACUCUUGAAUCGCAGCAGUGCGUGGAGCAGCUUUUGCACAAUAUGUUUGAUGGAGAGCAGACUGACAGCUGUGUUGUGAGCGGCACUCAGAUCUUGCUGACUCUUCUGGAAACUAGAAGAUCAAGUACGGAUCCUCUCCUAGAUGCACUUCCUCAGGGGUUUGAGAGACAAGGUCCUGCUGUGAGCAGUAGUAUUCUUCAGGGUAUAGAAUCACGCCUGAAGGAUUUUCACCACCUGCUUCAACAUCCUCCAAAGAAAGAAUCAAUCUUGACCACUAUUGGUAUCUUGGAAGAACCUUUAGGCAAUGCCCGGCUCCACACUACACGCCUCAUAGCUGCCUUGUUGCAUGCCAAUACUCCUAGUGUUAACCAAGAGCUCUGUCGGCUUGGCACCAUGGAUCUCUUACUUGACCUGUUUUUCCGGUACACUUGGAAUAAUUUUCUACAUGUCCAGGUUGAGUUGUGUAUAGCAGCAAUCCUCUCCCAUUCUCUGCAAGAGGGAAGAAAUGCUUCCAUUGUAGAAGAGAGAAAAACGGAGGAGCCACUUAAUGGCAAUACAGAAGAGUGUGAGAAAUCAGUACCCGAGCAAGAGGAUCUCAUGAUUACACAUCUUUUCCAGAAAUGCUGUUUGGUUCAAAGAAUAUUGGAUGCUUGGGAUACGAAUGACAAGAUUCAGGCGGCAGGAGGCAUGAGAAGAGGGAAUAUGGGUCACUUAACACGUAUUGCUAAUGCAGUUGUACAGAAUAUGGAAAAGGGUCCUAUGCAAGCACAGAUCAGUGACAUUAUUACAGAGUUGCCUGAAGAUUGCAAAGGAAGAUGGGAGACAUUUGUUGAGGAAAACCCUGACUGAAACUAACCGCAGAAAUACUGUAGAUUUGGUAAAUACUCACCACCUGCGUUCCUCAAGUGAAGAUGAAGAUAUUGACAGUGCUUUUCCCAAUGAAUUAUCUGUGCAGCAAGCCUUCUCUGACUACCAAGUUCAACAGAUGACCUCUAAUUUUGUGGAUCAAUUUGGUUUCAAUGAUGAGGAAUUUGCUGAAACAGGAAGAUAACAUCAAUGCACCUUUUGACCGAAUAACCGAGAUUAAUUUUAACUUGGAAGCUGAAGAUGAAAAUCCUAAUGCUGCUUUGUUUGAAGCCUGCUGCAAUGAGCGCAUCCAACAGUUCGAUGAUGAAGAGGAAGAUAUCUGGGAAGAAAAAGAGAUUGGUUAUGGAACACAGGUUAAAUCUAGAACUCGGU